Messenger RNA from Gastrolobium bilobum, 1263 nucleotides. RefSeq names its product probable aminotransferase TAT2. Gene Ontology annotation, molecular function: pyridoxal phosphate binding; transaminase activity. The record is from RefSeq and is a predicted model, not a curated record. Lineage: Eukaryota; Viridiplantae; Streptophyta; Magnoliopsida; Fabales; Fabaceae. The transcript has 7 exons. The coding region runs from base 5 to 1258 and encodes 417 amino acids. Gene Ontology annotation, biological process: biosynthetic process; amino acid metabolic process.
GAGAAUGGAGAAUAGAAGUGAAAAAUGGAAUUUUCAAGGGAACAAAGAACUGAAUGCUUCAACCAUAACUGUGGGAGGGGUCUAUAACAUGCUGAUGGACAGCAUCAACAAUGAAGACAAGAGACCCGUUGUUCGUCUCGGUCGUGUAGAUCCCACUGAUAACCCUUUGUUUCGAACUUCCCCUGUAGCUCCUGAUGCUGUUGCAAUUGCCGUUCAUUCCUAUAACUUCAAUUGUUACCCUCCCACCCUUGGCUUACCUGAGGCAAAGAGGGCUAUUGCAGAUCAUCUAUCUUCUGAUCUUCCAUACAAAUUAUCACCAGAAGAUGUUUUUCUCACCAUUGGUGGAACACAAGCUAUAGAUAUAAUCUUACCUGUCCUUGCACGUUCCAGUGCCAAUAUUCUCCUUCCAAGACCAGGGUACCCACAAUAUGAGUUUCGUGCCAAUUGUUGUCUCCUUGAAGUUCGGUACUUUGAUCUUUUGCCUGAGAGAGGAUGGGAGGUUGACAUUGAUUCUCUUGAAGCUCAAGCAGAUGAGAACACUGUGGCCAUGGUCCUCAUUAGUCCUAGCAGUCCAUGUGGGAAUGUGUUCACUUACCAACAUUUAAAAAGGGUUGCUGAGACUGCAAGGAGACUUGGAAUCUUUGUAAUAUCUGAUGAAGUUUAUGCCCAUGUAGCUUUUGGAAGCAUUCCAUUUGUGCGGAUGGGAGUGUUUUCAUCAAUAGUGCCUGUUAUUACAAUUGGUUCUUUAUCAAAAAGAUGGUUUGUUCCUGGUUGGAGAAUUGGUUGGAUUGCCACAUGUGACCCCCAUGGAAUUUUUCAAAAAUCUGGGAUCUUGAAGAAUAUCAUCAACUAUCUGGAGAUCACUCCUGAUCCUCCAACCUUCGUGCAGGCAGCAAUACCUCAAAUCCUUGAAAGAACAAAAGAUGAUUUUCAUUCAAACAACCUUAAUAUACUGAAGGAGGCUGCAAACAUAUUCUAUGAUGGAUGUAAGGAGAUCCCUUGCUUGAGAAGCCCUCACAAACCCGAAGGAGCAAUGGUUGCUAUGGUGGAGAUUGACUUUUCACAAAUUGAGGGCAUUAUUGAUGAUGUAGACUUUUGUACCAAGCUGGCCAAAGAGGAAUCUGUAAUUCUAUUUCCUGGUGUUACUGUUGGAUUAAAGAAUUGGCUUCGGAUUAGUCUUGCUGUUGACCUUUCUAAUCUUGAAGAAGGCCUAAGCAGGAUAAAAGCAUUCAGCCUUCGGCAUGCAAAGAUUGCAUAAAAUCA